UUAUGCUCCGCGAGGGCACAGGUUGUUGUCGCUAGAGGUAGUCUCUAGGUAGUAGCUCGGAUCAUCAAGAGGAGCCAGUCCCCCAGGACAGAUGAGAAGGCGAAGACAACACCAGGGGUAUUCUGCGCGUCCACGUCGUGCGGAGUGGUAACAUGUUGCUGUUCGAUGGACUCGGAAUCGAUAAACAUGGCUAAAGCAGAAUUCUCCAGUUGGUGGAACGACGGGGAGGAGUGGCAAGUCGAAGGCCAAGCCUCUACAUAAAUCCGGAUUACAAACAAGAAUGCAUAAGAGCUGCAGAACACCAACAACUCACUCGUUCCAGCCCCAGGGAAGCGCAAGAGCUUCAGAGUGAGUAGGCGAAUACCAGCGCCUAAAAACUGGCAAAUUCGGCUAAGGGAGUAAACCCCAACAGAAAAUCAUGGUGGAAGGCAACGGGAAACCAACACCAUUAUAUUUCCCUAGAAUUAUAUGGACAUCAAUUUAGCAAUGGCCCUAAGUCUCCGUCAGGCUGAUCCUCAUCCGCCAAGGCAGCCGGAUAGGGUGCUAAGAAUACGCGGAGUUAAAACAAGGCGGAACAACAUCAACGUCGCAACCUGGAAUGUACGAACUUUGUAUAAAAUUGGACAACUUGCUAGUGUAAUUAAAGAAGCCAGGAGAUUGCAAAUCGACGUGUUAGGAGUAAGUGAGACCCGAUGGACUGGAAACGGUAGAUACCGGGUAGAUGAGAAUUAUGAAAUGAUCUUCGCUGGGAAAGACACACACGAACAAGGUGUGGGUAUAUUAAUACAUACCAGAAUCAGCGAUAAAAUCAGUGCCAUAAUUCCAAAAUCAGAGAGGAUACUACUCGUGAGAUUGGAGGUCAAGCCAAAACCAAUGGUGAUAAUUCAAGUUUAUGCGCCAACAGCGGAAAGCAGUACAGCAGAAAUCAACAACUUCUACAACGACCUAGAAGAAGUGAUGAGAUGCUCGAAAAACAAUGAUGUUGUGUUUUUGAUGGGAGACUUCAAUGCCAAAGUUGGGAAGGAUCAUGGCAGCCAAGUUGCAGGGAGAUACGCACUUGGAGAGCAGAAUGAAAGAGGUGAAAUGCUCGUAGAGUUUGCUGAAAGACACGAUCUAGUAAUAUGCAAUACCUGGUUCAAGCAGCAUGAAAGAAGAUUAUACACUUGGGUCAGUCCUGGAGAUCGAGUCAGAAACCAGAUAGACUAUAUACUUGUAAAAAGAAGAUUCAGGAACACAGUGAAGAACUGUCACACAUAUCCUGGUGCUGACUGCAACUCUGACCACAAACUACUGGCUGCAAAAUGCCAGCUAGUCUUGAAGAGCCAGAAGAAGAGCAAAGAACGAUACCAACAACUUGACAUUGCAAAAAUCAAAUCAAAAGAAGUUCAAAAGAAAUUCCAAGAAGAACUGGAAAAGCAAAAGGAAGACAGGUUGGAAGAAGAACAAGGUAUCGAGGAAAAGUGGCAAACA
This is a messenger RNA of Planococcus citri (citrus mealybug), 1470 nucleotides long. Its product is annotated as craniofacial development protein 2-like. Gene Ontology annotation, biological process: chromatin remodeling. NCBI's taxonomy places the organism in Eukaryota, Metazoa, Arthropoda, Insecta, Hemiptera, Pseudococcidae. The record is from RefSeq and is a predicted model, not a curated record. Gene Ontology annotation, molecular function: catalytic activity. The transcript has a single exon. The annotation marks the transcript as partial. Gene Ontology annotation, cellular component: nucleus.